AUGUGCUCUGCUUUGAGGCACAGCAUCUUCAUGAUAGCCAAAGUAAUGGAGUCUAUUGCUAAGAAUAAUAUAUGCCAUUUGUCAUUGGAUCUAAAGACUACAUUAAAUGCACAGAAUGCUACACCUAGUGCUACAAAGAUAAACACGUGCAGAACCAGUAAUGCUAUAUUUGAAUCAUUGGCAAAUUGUCAGAACUUUCAUCAUAUAUUGCACAUACCAACAACAGAUACCCUCCUAUCACUAGACAAUAACCAGACUGUACCACUCAAUGAGACAGUAUUAGCCUGUGGCUCUGAUGCUUAUCAGCCUCUUUGCUUUUACAGAAAUCGUACAGACUUGACCCUCUUGAAAUCCUAUGAGGGUAGAAAUUUCUGUCCUUUUGAUCGCAACUCAGUCAGUACAUCCAUUCUAUCAAGCAAUGGGAAUUUAGUAUCAGGAACAUCACUCAAUGUCAGAGCUAGUAGCUAUGGACUGUCUUUGUCUCACUCUCCAUUUAAUGGAACUGCUUCAGUCAGUACCAUUAACUACUACAUAUCAUUUCAAGAACCAGAAUUUAUUGAUGUAUAUGAGUUUGGUGAUUAUUACUAUUUCUUUAUGAGAGAGACGGCGGAAGAGAUCGGACAAGUUUCUAUGCGCCCUAUAUACUCUAGAGUUGGUAGAGUCUGUAAGAAUGAUACUGGUGUCACUAAUAUUCUUGCUCCUACUUCUACAAAAGUUUUUGUCACAUAUCUCAAGGCUCGUAUUUUGUGCCAGUCAAGGGCAAAGUCAGGCAGUGAUUUCCCAUUUACUUUCAACAGCUUACGAAUGCUCCUGCUGGAUCAGCAAUAUGCGUCUAUACUUUAA
Messenger RNA from Amphimedon queenslandica, 843 nucleotides. Its product is annotated as semaphorin-1A-like. Bases 1 to 843 code for a protein of 280 amino acids. Gene Ontology annotation, molecular function: semaphorin receptor binding; chemorepellent activity. Lineage: Eukaryota; Metazoa; Porifera; Demospongiae; Haplosclerida; Niphatidae. The transcript is spliced from 10 exons. Gene Ontology annotation, cellular component: plasma membrane. Gene Ontology annotation, biological process: positive regulation of cell migration; neural crest cell migration. The record is from RefSeq and is a predicted model, not a curated record.